Molecule: messenger RNA, 2296 nt
Organism: Colletotrichum scovillei
Lineage: Eukaryota; Fungi; Ascomycota; Sordariomycetes; Glomerellales; Glomerellaceae
Exons: 1
Coding region: 1146-1973 (275 amino acids)
Source: RefSeq, a predicted model, not a curated record
GGAACCUCAACCGCAGGAAGCACACAGCACCUCGUCCCGCUAUCAUGCUCUCGAGUCCACCAUCUGCGUCUCUCCAUGAUCCCGUCCUCUAUCCCGCAUAUCUCAUUUACCCACACCCCCGUAUCCUAGUUCUCAUACCGCCCGGGACGUCGAGGGAUCGUCCAAGCCGUUCGUGAGAGAACCCAUGAACGCUCCAUCGUUUCCCCUCCAUCCCCCCAUGCUGAGUCUCCGCCGACGCAUCCCGGCCCUGAUGGCCCUCUGGCGCUGCCAGAAUGAUUGGUUGCUGGUUGCGCGAAACUUUUGGCUGUGAUUCGAAACGACAAAUGGAGAGGGCCACCGGGCAGGCUCCCUUUGGUCAAACUGGACCUGACUUUGCUCUUGCCUUGUCGCUGGGAUGACAAAAUCCCAGGUGACGUGCAGGAAGAGAAGGAAUAAGGGCACUGCUCUGAGCAAGGUACGGAGUUACCUACCUAUCUUUACUUUAGGUGCUUUGCAUUACUUUUUCACCCCAUGUUUCUUUAAGCUCAGCUCGUGGGACAAGAAUUCAUAGUCAAUCAGGGUCCUGUCUGUAUUAAAGGAGAAGGAGCUCCCGUCCCUCCUUCCUUUGACGUCGAACCUACCCACCGGUCCUUUCUGGCAGGAGCUCCCUUCCCUCUUUCCCCCAUUGAACAGCCUUGAACAAAUUCCGUUCUUGGGUAUCUACUAAUCCUGUUCGCCUACAAUCUUUCCCUCCUCAUACUCUCGUCGCCUUGUCUCCUUCUUCCUUUGUGAAGACAUCAACACUUUCUCUAUAACGCCAACUCUCCUGGACUGGUUUCCGGGAAUAUUUCCUACUCGUCUCUAAUCGUACCCUCGCGCUUGAUACUCUACCAUCGAAUCACUAGUCGCUUGGAUUAACUCGUCAGCUUGGACUGACCGAAUUUUUGCUACGGACCUCAUCGCUACCGAGCUUACCACCAGCCGCUAUUCACUCAAUACUCUCCUUACUUGUAUGGUGCUUCGCCCUUGGUCGAUCUCGGACUCGUCACUAAUGCUACCCCAGGAUCUCGAUACUCUUCAGCAGAGCUACCGAGUACUUAAACACAUACGACUGCCUCAGAAACCCGAAAACGUCGCAACUGCUGUUCUCCGAUUACAAUCAAAAAAUGUUCAACCUCUCUGAAAACUCCAGCCUUCGUGGCUCGGGUCACUUGAUCCUCAACGUCUUCCGAGCGUUCAACAUCAUCGGCCUCUUGGCCGUCAGCGCCGCCACCUGGACCAUGAUCGUCAUGUCCAUUCUUAAGGGCAACUUUGCCUUCUUCGAUUCGGCCUCCCGCUUCUUCACUUUCUGCUUCGCCGUGUUCCUCAUUGUCUCCGAGCUCAACGUCUUCCGCGCCUACUUCAUGCGCAACUGGCCGACCCUCUCGCCCGAGCAUGGCCUCAGCUGGCUGGGAAUCGCCAUGGUCGUCAUGGGCUGUCACGUUCUCGGGGGCAUCACGGUGCCCGCCUACUCUGUCGAGACUAUUGGUCUUCCGCUCUGGCGUCUCAUCCUCGCCUCGGGCAUUCUGGCAAUCACCUUUGGUUUCUUCAACAUCAUCUCGUCCAUUGUUUUCCGGGAUGGCAGCAACGGCAUCAACGCCCGCAACAUUCGCAGCGACGGCACCCUUGCCUCCGGCAAGAACUCGUACGCUGACGGAUACUCUGUCAGAAGCAACUCGAUUCGCAACGAGAAGCCGAACAACAAGUUCAAGCGCCUCACGCAAAAGUUCACUCCUUGGAGCAAGACCAACGACGAUACUAGCCCUCGUCCUAAUAUCAGCCAUCCUAUCGCCCACGACGUCGAGCAGGGCCAUGAUUCAGAGCCUGACUACGACGAAUCUCGCCGCAGCCCCAUCAUGCCCGAUGUCUCUCGUCCGGCUACUGCUCUGCACCCUGCCAUGGCUGGUCACCGCCAUACCAAGUACAGCCUGGCCAGCAACGUGAGCCGCUUCUAAGGAGUGGCGGAUGCUGCUCGCACACGACUUUCUUCUAUGUCUCGAUGAGAUUGAAAUCAAUGGACUUCACAGCAGCCUUGGUAUUACAGAAUAUGCAUCCCUAUUAGGCAGGGUGGAACGGCGUUUCACGGAUGAUUUAGUUUGGCUUUGAAAAAAUACCCGGCACGACGGCACGGUGUACGGCGAGGAAUAUGAGAUUUAGGAAUCUUUCGUCACUGAUCAUGACCAGCAAUCAGUCAUCAGGCAUUAAACAGAAGUAGAUGCACGAUUGAGGGAUCAGUCAUAAUUAUAAAGCUUCGUUAUCAAUUCCGUCUUGACCACAC